UAGGAAGAGGCAGGCAGGCAUGGGGCGAGGGCGAGCACCGUGCUGCGCCAAGGUGGGGCUCAACAGGGGCUCCUGGACGCCGCAGGAGGACAUGCGCCUCGUGGCGUACAUCCAGAAGCACGGCCACUCCAACUGGCGCGCGCUGCCCAAGCAAGCAGGUUUGCUGCGGUGCGGGAAGAGCUGCCGGCUGCGGUGGAUCAACUACCUGCGGCCGGACCUGAAGCGCGGCAACUUCACCGUCGAGGAGGAGGAGACCAUCAUGCGGCUGCACGGCAUGCCCGGGAACAAGUGGUCUAAGAUCGCGGCGUGCCUGCCGGGGAGGACGGACAACGAGAUCAAGAACGUGUGGAACACGCACCUGAAGAAGAAGGUGGCGCUGCGGGAGCAGCAGCAGAAGGCUGGCGCGGCCACCAAGAACGGCGCCGGCGCCGGAACUCCCGUCACCGAUUCGUCGUCGGCGUCCUCCUCGACGACUACGACCAACAACAGAUCCGGGGGCAGCGACUCCGGCGACCAGUGCGGCACGAGCAAGGAGCCCGACGCCGCCGCCGACGCAUCUCCCCUCCGAGAAUGUCUGCUCGACACGCGUCUAAGGCUCUAGAUCACACCCCAUCGACCCCGUAAACAUAAAAAAAAAUAUCACAUCGAAUAUUUUGACACAUAUAUAGAGUACUAAAUGAAGUCUAUUUACAAAACUUUUUAUAUGGAUGAGCUGU
Molecule: messenger RNA, 716 nt
Organism: Panicum virgatum (switchgrass)
Lineage: Eukaryota; Viridiplantae; Streptophyta; Magnoliopsida; Poales; Poaceae
Product: myb-related protein Zm1-like
Exons: 3
Coding region: 20-601 (193 amino acids)
Source: RefSeq, a predicted model, not a curated record